AUGUAAAUAGCUCUUUAAAAACAUUUUUAAUUGCAGUGUUGGCUAAGUGUGAUCUUGAAGAUGGGAGGUGCUGUGAGUGCUGGUGAAGACAAUGAUGAGCUAAUAGACAAUUUGAAAGAAGCACAGUACAUCCGGACUGAGCUGGUCGAGCAGGCUUUCCGAGCUAUUGAUCGUGCAGAUUAUUAUCUUGAAGAAUUUAAAGAAAAUGCUUAUAAAGACCUGGCUUGGAAGCAUGGCAACAUCCACCUCUCGGCUCCGUGCAUCUACUCGGAAGUGAUGGAGGCCCUGGACCUGCAGCCGGGGCUCUCCUUCUUGAACCUGGGCAGUGGCACUGGCUACCUCAGCUCCAUGGUGGGGCUCAUUCUAGGUCCUUUUGGUGUGAACCAUGGGGUUGAACUCCAUUCGGAUGUAAUAGAAUAUGCAAAGCAGAAGCUGGACUUCUUCAUUAGAACCAGUGACAGCUUUGACAAAUUUGACUUCUGUGAACCUUCCUUUGUUACUGGCAAUUGCCUGGAGAUUUCUCCAGAUUGUUCUCAGUACGAUCGUGUGUACUGUGGGGCUGGUGUGCAGAAAGAGCAUGAAGAGUACAUGAAGAGUCUUCUCAAAGUAGGGGGCAUCCUUGUCAUGCCACUGGAAGAGAAGUUGACUAAGAUAACACGAACUGGUCCUUCUGCUUGGGAAACCAAAAAGAUUCUGGCAGUUUCUUUUGCUCCUCUGAUCCAGCCCUGUCAUUCAGAGUCUGGAAAAUCAAGACUUGUCCAGUUACCGCCCCUGGCCGUGCGGAGCCUCCAGGAUCUGGCUCGGAUCGCCAUCCGGGGCACCAUUAAAAAGGUCAUCCGUCAGGAGACAGUGAGCAGCGGUGGAAAUGGACUGAAGAACACUCCCAGGGCCAAGCGAAGGAGAGUGCGCCGCCGUCGCAUGGAAACGAUCGUCUUUUUGGACAAAGAGGUAUUUGCCAGUCGGAUCUCCAGCCCAUCGGACGACAACAGCUGUGAGGACUUGGAAGAGGAGCAGCGGGAGGAGGACCGAGCCCCGCCGCCAGACGCAAAGCCAGCCCGACCCGUGAACUUCCUACGUGAGAAGGUCCUGAGCCUCCCUCUGCCAGAUCCCCUGAAAUACUACCUGCUCUAUUACAGAGAGAAGUAAGUCUGUGGGGGCUGAACCGAGGCGGAGCCCAAGGCUGCGCCCCAUGCCCUCGCGGGGUUGCCUGGGCACAUGCUGUGGGGAAGGAGAGUGCGGUCCUCUCCACCUUUUUGUGUUCAGUUUGUUCUUGGUUUUCCUCUAGAAUUCCAUUCAUUGGUAUCAUUUCAGUAAACGUAGUAUGACAAACAAAGUGCAUAGGAGAAUGUUUUCUCAAAAGGGGGAGACUCUCCUGGAGAAAAGGGUGUUUGCUUUUUGCUCUGGUGAAACUCUUGACGCAGAGACCCACCCAAGAUACACAUGUCUGCAUUACCCAUGAAGCA
Molecule: messenger RNA, 1463 nt
Organism: Odobenus rosmarus divergens (Pacific walrus)
Lineage: Eukaryota; Metazoa; Chordata; Mammalia; Carnivora; Odobenidae
Gene: PCMTD2
Product: protein-L-isoaspartate (D-aspartate) O-methyltransferase domain containing 2
Exons: 5
Coding region: 61-1146 (361 amino acids)
Biological process (GO): protein modification process
Cellular component (GO): cytoplasm
Molecular function (GO): protein-L-isoaspartate (D-aspartate) O-methyltransferase activity
Source: RefSeq, a predicted model, not a curated record